Ziziphus jujuba (common jujube) is the source of this 3961-nucleotide messenger RNA. RefSeq names its product receptor-like protein kinase 5. Gene Ontology annotation, molecular function: ATP binding; protein kinase activity; protein binding. Gene Ontology annotation, cellular component: plasma membrane. Gene Ontology annotation, biological process: hormone-mediated signaling pathway; protein phosphorylation. The coding region runs from base 622 to 3696 and encodes 1024 amino acids. Lineage: Eukaryota; Viridiplantae; Streptophyta; Magnoliopsida; Rosales; Rhamnaceae. The transcript has 3 exons. The record is from RefSeq and is a predicted model, not a curated record.
CAAUCACUUAUAUCUUAGAAAUAACAUUUCUUUAUUGAUUUUCUGGCCAUCUAAAACCUCUAGCUGUUGACAAUAUUAAUAUAAUAAAACCAUUAGAACAUGGAUUUGGAUCUUGUUCACCAGCAAUGAAGUCAACGUUUGGUAUUUGGUGCAUUAUCCAGUAUAUUGAUGGGUUCGAAAGUUGUGACUUAGCCAGAAGAAGUGGUUCUAACGAUGAUUAAUAGGAGUUGAUUGUCUUUUACAAUUUUUGGCAGAAUAGGGAUCUCUUCAUCAGUAUAACCAUUGUUUUUAAAUCAACAGAAUAGGAAUCUCUAAAGUCUGAAUAGACUCUAAAUAAUGCACGAUUGGUGGAAAUUCAUUUAUUUCGGAGUUGACCAUCAUUUCUUUUGGUCCACUUUAGGAAAAAGAAGAUAACCAACCCAUUGAUCACUCCCAUUGAUCUUUAAAAAGUCCAAAAAUCCAAGCUUCUAACAACUAGCAGAUUUCGGCUGUUUUCACGUUUCAGCUGUUGGUUUCACACCAGCUGAGCUAACAUGCCAAAUCAAAUAACCAUCCUCUAAUAACACUCAUCCUCAAGAAACAACAUCGAAACCGAGGAAAGUUUUCCUAACUCUUUUCCAAAUGGCUAAGACAACCACAACCCAAAUAUGUCUACAACUCCCACUUUGCGCCCUUGUCUUCCUUUUCAUCAUUCUUGGCCAUGCAGACUCACAGUCACUACAAGAUGAAGAACAAGCAGUCCUGCUGAGGAUAAAGCAAUACUGGGGAAACCCACCAUUACUGAGUCGAUGGAGUACAGCAUCAAAUUCUCCUCACUGUUCUUGGACAGGGAUCCACUGCACUGAUGGCUCAGUCACUGCUCUGUCACUGUUUACUUUCAACAUCGAGGGGAAGUUCUCGCCUUUCAUUUGUGACCUCAAGAACCUCACAAAUCUUGUACUUGGGAACAACUCCAUCGCUGAUGAGUUCCCCAGGGCUAUCUACAACUGUUCAAAGCUUGAGCAGUUAGACCUUUCUCUGAACUAUUUCAUUGGCACUGUUCCCAGUGACCUAUACCGCCUUGAUAAGCUUACCCAUCUCGACCUUAGCGGCAAUAACUUUUCCGGUGAAAUCCCGGCGACUAUUGGGCAGAUGCAACAGCUUACGUACCUAAAGCUUACCAACAACUUGUUCAACGGUUCUUUCCCGCCAGAAAUAAGUAACUUGUCUAACCUUGAAAUGUUGGGAUUAGGCUUCAUGUCAAACUUUAAGCCAUCCAGGCUUCCUUCCAACUAUACCCAAUUGAAGAAGUUGAAGUACUUAUGGAUUCCCCAGUCGAAUAUGAUUGGGGAAAUCCCAGAAAGCAUUGGAGAUAUGGUAUCUCUGAAUGAAGUGGAUCUAUCAACAAAUGGGUUGAGUGGGAAAAUUCCAAGCAGUUUGUUUAUGUUGAAGAAUUUAAGUAUUCUUUACCUUCACGUCAACCAACUGUCUAGGGAGAUUCCACAGGUGGUUAAAGCUGUAAACUUGCGCGUGCUUGAUCUCUCACAGAACAACUUAACAGGGCCAAUACCAGAAGACUUUGGAAAGCUAACCAAGUUGACUGGUCUGAGUUUGUUUACGAAUCAGUUCUCUGGUGCUAUCCCAGAGAGCGUUGGCCGUCUACCAUCGCUUAUGGAUCUCAAAUUGUUUGACAAUAAUCUGUCAGGCACUCUGCCUCCAGACUUUGGUAGGUAUUCACCGCUCAGAGAAUUCCAGGUAGCUAUGAAUAGGCUUACUGGAAAAUUACCUGAAAAUUUGUGUUAUGGGCGUAACUUGAUAGGAGUUGUGGCUUUUGAUAAUGAUCUCACCGGCGAAUUGCCAGAAUCACUCGGGAAUUGCAGUGCUUUGUUAACAGUAAGUGUGAAGAAUAACAGGCUUUCUGGGAAUAUUCCUAGUGGUUUGUGGACAUCAACGAAUAUGUCUAUCUUCACAUUGAGCAACAACUCCUUUACCGGGGAGCUUCCUGAGAAGCUGUCCUUGAAGCUUUCUCGGCUCGAAAUUAAUGACAACAAGUUUUCUGGAAAGAUUCCUGUUGGAGUGUCUUCCUGGAAGAGUUUGGUGGUGUUUAAGGCCAACAAUAACCUCUUGACAGGUUCUAUUCCUCAAGAAUUAACUACUCUUUCUGGCCUAACAACUCUUUUUCUUCAUCACAACAAGCUUACAGGCUCCCUUCCAUCAGAUAUAGUAUCAUGGAAGUCCUUAAAUACUCUUAAUCUUGCUCAAAACCAACUCUCUGGACCACUUCCAAAGAAACUUGGUUCCUUACCAAGCCUUACUGAUUUAGACCUUUCAGAAAACCAAUUUUCUGGUCAAAUUCCAUCUGAAUUUGGCCAUCUGAGACUCAAUAUUCUCAAUCUUUCUUCUAAUCACCUAAGUGGGGUAAUCCCACGUGAAUUCGAGAACCCUGCAUAUAGCAACAGCUUCUUGAACAAUCCAGGUCUAUGUGCAGGUAGUGGAUCGGUAAAUCUCAGGAACUGCAAUUUUAAUCCCACAAAGUCCAACAAAAUUUCUGUCCAAUCUCUUGCUCUGAUCGUGGCAUCAGUGGUAGCAGCAAUUUUGUUGGCUUCUUGCAUAUUACUUUUUGUGAUCAGAGGCUACAAGAAAAAACAUGGUUUGGGUGCAAAAUGGAAGAUUACCUCAUUCCAGAGGUUGAAUUUCACAGAAUCAAAAAUCCGGUCAGGACUGACUGAAAGCAACCUGAUUGGAAGUGGAGGCUCAGGUAAAGUUUACCGAGUUCCUGUGAAUCGUAUUGGCGAUGUUGUUGCAGUUAAAAAAAUAUGGAACAAAAGGAAGUUAGAUGAGAGACUUGAAAAGGAAUUCAAUGCAGAAGUCAAAAUUCUGAGUUCAAUUCGACAUUCUAAUGUAGUGAAGCUGAUGUGCUGUCUUUCCAGUGAGAACUCAAAGCUUCUGGUCUACGAGUAUCUUGAAAACCGGAGCCUGGAUCAAUGGCUGCACAGCAAAAACAGGCCACCCGCCAUUUCAGCAGGUUUUGGUACUGUCCAAAAUGUUGUUCUGGACUGGCCUAAGAGGAUGCAAAUUGCCAUAGGAGCUGCACAAGGACUCUGCUAUAUGCACCAUGAUUGCGUGCCACCUAUUGUUCAUCGAGACAUUAAAUUGAGCAACAUUUUGCUGGAUUCAGAUUUCAAUGCAAAAAUAGCUGAUUUUGGUCUAGCCAAGUUGUUGAUCAGGCAAGGUGAACCUGCUACAAUGUCAACUGUGGCUGGUUCUUUUGGCUACAUGGCUCCAGAAUAUGCUCAAUCAACGCGAGUGAAUGAGAAAAUUGAUGUUUACAGUUUCGGGGUUGUCCUCCUUGAAUUGGCAACUGGAAGACAAGCUAAUCAAGGUGAUGAACAUACAUCCCUUGCAGAAUGGGCGUGGCGUCAUGUUCAAGAAGGCAACGACAUAGUUGAAGCCUUUGAUGAAGAGGUCAAGGAACCUUGUUACUUGGAAGAAAUGCGCAGUGUCUUCAAACUUGGGAUAAUCUGUACUGGGACACUGCCUUCUACUAGGCCUUCCAUGAAGGAGGUUGUUCACAUUUUGCUCAGAUGUGGCAACCAACUUGCUUAUGGCCAAAAGAUUGUUUGGAAUGAAUAUGAUUUUGCUCCUCUCCUCAAGAACUCUAAGCGUGAGAGAGGUUUAGAAGAGGACAACCAUAGCAGUUUGGCUACCAUUGUAUGAUAAUUUUGUUUCUUAUUUUCUUUGGAAGAAAGGCUAGGAAGGGGGUGUCCGACAAUGGCACACCUCGCUAUUUGGAACAAUAAGGAUGUCUGAAAGUGCUCUUUAAGCUGAUUGAACCAUAGCUUGUACGUCAAGUCCUACCAACUAUGUUACCUUGUACAGAGUAGUACAUAGGGAGUAAGCCAAUUAUGUUUAAGCAAAAAUAAGGACUAUAUUAGUGAUCAUCAUUAAUAAUAAUUCCAAAGUUUUGAACUUAAAAAAAGAA